GUGGCCGGUAAAUUGACGGGUUGACGUCAUCGUAGGGUAUCAGUGAUGAGCGGCGGUGCCGGUGUCGAUUGGCAUGAUGAAAUGGAUAUUCCUAAAAUGGAGCUCCUCAAUGCCGCCUAUGAGGGUAACAUCACGAAGGUGGCCGAGCUGCUCCGAAUGGGUGUAAACAUUGAUUCAUGCGACGACGAUUAUGUGACAGCUUUACAAAUAGCCGCUUUCAAUGGCAACAAUGCCAUGGUGACUUAUUUGCUUGAUGAAGGAGCAGAUCUAGAAGCUUGCAAUCAAGUUGGGAUGACACCAUUUCAUCAUGCUUGUCGAGAAGGAAAAAUGACCGUUGUAGAAACAUUACUACAACGAGGAGCUGACAUACAUCGAACUACAUAUAUGGGUGCAACUGCUUUGACAUUGGCAGCAGCUGGAGCACAUCUACACAUAGUCAAGAAGUUAGUGUCUUUACGGCUGGAAGUCUCUCCGCCAACUAUGGGACUCUGCCCGACACCAUUAAUAGCGGCUGCCUUUCGAAGUAGCCCUCAAAUAUGCGGUUUUCUCAACCAUAGAGGUGCUCCAAUUGACGAAACUCUUGAUGCUUUGUUGGGUCUCUCAGCUUUAUCCUGCGUUCUUAUGUGCUCAUCUACAAGCGUUUUCUGCGCUCUCUUGGAUCUUGGAGCUGAUCCGACAAAGAAAACCCUGAAGAAGAAAACUGCUGCUGAGUUAGCAGAACAAUUCAAGCGACAUGAUGUUUUGGCAAUAUUAGCGGAUAAAAGUCGCAUUAGACAUCAUGAUAGAAUUGCUGUUGGAGACAUUCGACAGCUAAUCGCAGAAAACCAGCUAGAUUCUACAGAAUUCGCACGCGGCAAGCAAACACCACUUGCAGAAGGUGCGACACCGUUGAUGUUCGCCACUGCAUUGGGAAAUGAACGAGCUGUCAGACGCCUGCUCGAUUUACGGGUUGAAGUGAAUGAUGCUGAGCUGCGGCAUGGUCUUACUGCGCUGCAAAUAGCUUCAUUGCUUAGGUUUGAUCACAUAGCGCUUUUACUUUUGAUGAAUGAUGCUAGAGCCACUGAUCUCACUACGUUGAAUCUUACAGCAUUUGACCUUUAUAUUGCAAGUUCGGAUGAAGCAGAUCCAAACCUUCGAGCCAUGUUGCAUUACUGCCGACCGAAACGCAUAGAUGGGAAAGUGAACCUUAGUGGUAGUACUAGCACAUUAUCAAAAGUUUUGAUAGCUGGUAGACCGAAGGAAUGGUUAACUCGAUUCUCAAGCCAGUUAGGUAUAACUGGUGAGUCGGAAACAGCAUCAAGUAUGUUGGAAAUGCGUCAAUGGCGGGAUUAUUGGACAAAAACGAAUGGCACUGACGGUCGAUUUAGCCGAAAACUCGUGACUGCUGAAGAGAUUUUGCGAAUGACAAAGAAUGCCACGCCGCUAAAGACGGCAAGUUAUGACACAGUGCUUGAUGCGGUGAAAAAAAUGGCACAGCAAACGCAAACAUUCGCCAUGUCCUGCUUCUAUGAUUCGUAUGUGGGUGAACUCAAGCGCACAGAGUCAGAUCGUGAGAAAGAUAACAACAAAUGGGAAUACUAUGAUCGAGCACAGAUGUACACUUCACAAUGUGGAUACCAACCGUCAAAAAGAAGGGUGAUCAAUCCGAGAGAUUCCAUAGUGGUGCACCGUAGAGACGGAAGCGAUGGAAGUCGUAAACCAAGGUUGUCAUUCCUGGAGUCACCAUCUCAGAAUCAAAUGCGCACUACUCCUAGAAUGUUGAAGAAGUCGCGAGAAUCUAUGGUUAUGGACGAGUCUGUGACGCGGAGCGGCUAUGAGCAACUGAGAAAGGAAUGUCUAUUAAGAACAGCGUCGACGCCACUGCUUGUGCAGGUGCCUACCAUGCUAUCUACACCACAUGUUCGUUUGGCUUUGAGCCAAUCGGAACGAAGAAGGACUGUUGAAGAAAUGAUCUGGGGUGAGUUGCGUAAACACGGUUUGAUGCAGUACGUGGAUAUACUUCAAAGGGAGGAAAUUGACGCAGAGUCAUUCUUCACAUUGAACGAUCAUGACCUCAAGAACAUGGGCAUCUCGUCUGCGGCCCACCGUACGGCAAUCCUCAAUGUAAAAAAUCAUCUCAUCAGCAUAUCGUGAUUCAAUACAGUACUAGUCCUGUUCUCUGGUCCAUUUAACUGGUAUGCAUCUAAACAAUUGGAAGAAUUGUAUGUGUGAAAAAUCAGUAGCGAACACAUUGAUAAACACAGGCAAAACUCUUGCCUUUUCAUUACGUAUAGGGCAUUUGAAAAAUCGUGCCGAUGGCGCGACCGCGCGCGAAGCGCACGCCACUUCCAGAAAUCGC
This is a messenger RNA of Cylicocyclus nassatus, 2338 nucleotides long. The record is from the annotation of a GenBank genome assembly. NCBI's taxonomy places the organism in Eukaryota, Metazoa, Nematoda, Chromadorea, Rhabditida, Strongylidae.